Molecule: messenger RNA, 372 nt
Organism: Pocillopora meandrina
Lineage: Eukaryota; Metazoa; Cnidaria; Anthozoa; Scleractinia; Pocilloporidae
Source: the annotation of a GenBank genome assembly
AUGCCCGAAAGGUCAAUUCGCAUUUACCCAAAGGAUUGUCCCUGGAUGUCAGUUAGGCUAAAAAAGCUUAUACGCAUGUGCCAACAAGCCUUCUGUUCCAACAGGCAUGGCCUGGCAUAUAAGUUCUAUAGAAACGCUGUUAAUAAAGAAAGGAAACUAUGCCAAGGGAAAUACUACGCUUCCAAAGUCCAAGAUCUUAAAGGUGUAAGCCCUCGUUCGUGGUGGGAAGAGGUUAACAAGCUUAGUGGCGCAAAGAGUCAGAAUGUGAACCUACUAAACGCCCUAAACGUCCCGGACUUGGAGAAUUUGUCCGCGCCUGAAAUCGCCAACGGUAUCAAUGAGGCCCUAUUAAAACCGUUGCGUCAAUUUUAA